Molecule: messenger RNA, 1218 nt
Organism: Symbiodinium sp. CCMP2456
Lineage: Eukaryota; Dinophyceae; Suessiales; Symbiodiniaceae
Source: the annotation of a GenBank genome assembly
AUGCUCCACAUACAGAGGCCUUCCGGGGAAGAGCUGACAGCUGUGAGGUCAGAAGACAUCAAAGAUGCCCGAGCUCUGAAAGAGCAUUUCUGCGAAGUCUAUGGCUACCCUGUGUAUCUGCAGCAGCUAUUGCAUGAUGCUGAUCUCUUGAAAGAUGGCGAAAAGCUCGAUGCCUCGAUGAAUCUGCAUUUGGUGCUGCUCUCCCUCUCCGGAGUUUCAGAUUCUCAAAAUGCUGCGUUACGAUUCGCCCAAGCGGAUAUGAAAGAUGCUGCGCAACGGAACCGCGUGGGAGUGCUCCAGCGCUUGCUGGAAGCUGGCAUCGACAAAGAUUCUUCUGGCUGUGACGGCAGGACAGCCCUGAUGCACGCGGCCCUCCAGGGUCGCCGGGAGGUCGCGCAUUUGCUCAUGCAAGCUGGGGCACGCAAAGACUGCUGGGGCAACGACGGUAUGACGGCCCUUAUGACUGCAUCGGUGUUUGGUCGCGUGGAGGUUGCGCGCUCACUUCUGGAGGCUGGGGCUGCUAGAGACUGUUGGGACCAUAGCGGCAUGACAGCCCUCAUGCUGGCAGCUCUUCAUGGCCACCUGGAGGCUACAGAUCUGAUGCUUCAAGCUGGUGCCGAUGCAGAGUGCCGAGACGACAGCAGCAGGACAGCCCUGCUGUUCGCAUGUGCGAGUGGUCACUUUCAAGUUGCACGUUUGCUGUUGGAAGCUGGUGUUGAAAAAGACUGCCGUGACAACGACGGAACGACAGCCCUUAUGCAUGCAUCUCUGAAAGGUUACCUGGGAGUUGCCGUUUUGAUGCUGAAAGCUGGUGCUGAUAAAGACUGCCGUGACAAUGACGGUAAGACAGCCCUCAUGCGUGUAUGUUUGACGGGUCGCUUGGACAGUGCACGUUUGCUGCUCGAAGCUGGUGCUGACAGAGACUGCGGGGACAAUCAGGGUAGGACAGCUCUGAUGCUCGUGGCUCUGAGGGGUCGCUUGGAGAGCGCACGUUUCUUGGUCCAAGCUGGUGCUGAGAAGGAUUGCCGGGACCAUGAAGACAGGACAGCCCUUAUGCUGGCGUCGGGCAGCGGCUACGUGGAUGUUGCACGCUUGCUACUCGAAGCCGGUGCUGAUAAAGAUUGCUGCAGCCAUGAUGGCAUGACAGCCCGGUUGCUGGCAUCCUCUAAUGGGCACUUCAUGGUUGUUCGCUUGCUUCGGCAAGCUGGUGCCAUCUAG